AUGAAUCAACUGUCACCACCGGGUCAGAACCGGUGUCACCUCGAAAAUCUACCCGUGGAGAUAAUUCAGGAGAUCUUCUUCCGUUGCCUUGAAUUCAAUCUCCCACGGGCCUCUCUGUACAUCUCCAGGGUUCUUUCUGAUCCCACGGUCUACACUUGGCUUAUCCGACUUGCCUUCAGCAGCGCCAACGAGAGCUCAAAGAGAGACUUCUUUACUCCAGACUUUCUACCACCGCCUCUGGCCUUCUUUGCGCUGUCUGAAUCUCAGAGAAGGGAUCUUCAAAAUGAAAUUCUGGCUUCUCGUUGGUGCACACUACCCCUGAUGCGCAAAUGCCAAAGGGAGUACGUGGAACAUGCCAUCCGCCGCAAAUGUCGAAACCUAGACCUGGCCCCUGAAGAUCACUCUGCUCUAGCCAACAUCAGCAGUCGCUUCAGUAACCUAGAAAAUUGCGACAAAGGCUGGGGAGGAAGCCGCAGCAAAGGCGAUUUGAUUCUGAAAGCUCGCGACCGAAACACCGACGUAGACUACAAAGUCGCCGUGUGGUUUCAUUUCGGGGCGUUCCAGGUCCGCAAGCCCAACAAGCUCGUCACCGACUUGGAUGUCUUUCGCCUUCCAUACUGCUUGCCGGAUCUGCCCGCUCGCAUGCCCAACAAACUGCUCGGCCGACCUUGGACCGACACGAAGCUUGAAUUUCUCCAAUUGCUCUCUAUGGACGCGUACAUCGACACAGACGAUACCUUCACCCGUUCGCGGCGUAUCCUUCGCCAGGUCAUUCGGGACCGUGAUUUUGCGACCUUCCAGCGACUCAUCCACAUGCACAUCCGCUGCCAGUGCUACAAAUACCCAGUGCGCUGGCCUGUCCUCCCAAACCACUUCCAGGUGGCAUUGAAGUACGCAGACGAGUAUGACGACCCAUUCAUCAAACUACUGGUCGAGCAACGCUGGGAGGAGAUCCCUGCCAAUCUGCUACAUCUCAAAGAUCAAUUGAUAUCUAAAGCGGGAACCAGCCAUAUAUGA
This is a messenger RNA of Aspergillus nomiae NRRL 13137, 1017 nucleotides long. RefSeq lists its product as uncharacterized. Lineage: Eukaryota; Fungi; Ascomycota; Eurotiomycetes; Eurotiales; Aspergillaceae. The record is from RefSeq and is a predicted model, not a curated record. The transcript has a single exon. Bases 1 to 1017 code for a protein of 338 amino acids.